Ostrea edulis (European flat oyster) is the source of this 624-nucleotide messenger RNA. RefSeq lists its product as uncharacterized. Gene Ontology annotation, biological process: DNA integration. The transcript is spliced from 2 exons. The record is from RefSeq and is a predicted model, not a curated record. Gene Ontology annotation, molecular function: nucleic acid binding. NCBI's taxonomy places the organism in Eukaryota, Metazoa, Mollusca, Bivalvia, Ostreida, Ostreidae. Bases 1 to 624 code for a protein of 207 amino acids.
AUGGAAGCAGAAACAGUUGCGACAAAGAUUGUAGAAGACGUUGUUUCAAGGUUUGGAGUACCAGCUGUGAUACAUUCUGACCAGGGUCCACAGUACGAAAGCAAACUUUUCAAAGAAAUGUGCAGAGUGUUGGACAACACCACUCUGUACCACCUUCAGUCAGACGGAAUUGUAGAGCGGUUCAACAGAACGUUAACAACAAUGCUUAGUGGCUUUGUUAAUGAACACCAUACUGACUGGGAUGUCCAUCUUCCUUUUAUAAUGAUGGCAUAUCGAAGUUCGGUGCACGAAACCCCAGGAAUGACACUGAAUGUGAUGAUGUUUGGGCGAGAGGUGUCAACACCAUUAGAUUUGAUGUAUAAGGCUAAAGAGGUGUCCAACAAAAAAUGGUCCUGGUAUUUACAAGAACGCCUAGAAAAUGCUCCUGAAUUUGUACGGACAAGAAUGAAUCAGGCGAUGAAUGAGCAAAAAGCGCAAAUUGUGUCAGGGGAAAACGAUGAACUGUUCACAACAUUUGAAAUUCCCGAGGGCUCUGGUCCUACAAGUGAACUACCAGUAACCCACCACUCUAGAAGAAAUCGUAAACCUCCUAGUUGUUUGAAUGAUUAUGAGACGGAUUUGUGA